Messenger RNA from Stereum hirsutum FP-91666 SS1, 12056 nucleotides. RefSeq names its product fatty acid synthase. Gene Ontology annotation, biological process: long-chain fatty acid biosynthetic process. The transcript has 19 exons. Gene Ontology annotation, cellular component: fatty acid synthase complex. Bases 34 to 11820 code for a protein of 3928 amino acids. Gene Ontology annotation, molecular function: holo-[acyl-carrier-protein] synthase activity; magnesium ion binding; 3-oxoacyl-[acyl-carrier-protein] synthase activity. The record is from RefSeq and is a predicted model, not a curated record. Lineage: Eukaryota; Fungi; Basidiomycota; Agaricomycetes; Russulales; Stereaceae.
CCCCAUCCCUAUUCACGACUUCAUCCACAAAAAAUGACGGCCACGAAGACUCAGAACGGCGAUGCCGCUGCUACCAUCCCCACUAGACCUCUUGUACUCCACGUUGGCCAAAUUAGAGUUUCCAUACCCGUUUCGACCGAGUGCGACCAGUGGAUCGCGGCAGAGGUCCUUAGAGAUGACUUUGUCCACUCGCAGAGCGUUCAAGACGCAGCGAGCAACUCGGAAGAGCUAGACGACAAGACACAGGCAGAGGUCGUCCUCUUUGCACGUUUCCUCGCCUUUACCUCACGCAACGUCCACGCCGAGUGCGAAGCAAGCCGCGUUCCUCGCCUCGCGGUUCUCCUCAAGGCCCUUUCCCACUUCGGCGCCACAUACCUCGCCGAGACGGAUAUUCAUUCACUCGUCUCUUCGUUCGAUGUCGACUCUCGGAAGGUCGUUCUCUCCUCGUUCUUCCUCGCCUACGCCACACUCCAAGCAGGCAAGGUCGAGGGUCUACCUCAGCUCCCGACCCCGUCUCUCUUCAAGGACGGAGCUUCGGCCUACGCAAUUUUCGGCGGGCAAGGUAUCAACGAGGUUUACUUUGAUGAGCUGCAAUCUCUGUUCGACAUCUACCGACCGUUUGUCGAGGACUGGAUCAAGCUCGCCGUCUCCGAAGUCCUCUCCCCUCUCGCAAACGUUCACUCGACGACCUCCUAUUACUCGCACGGACUGGACGUCUAUUCGUGGCUCACUGGCGCCUCACCCGUUCCUCCUGUCUCAUACCUCGCCUCCGUCCCGGUCUCGUUCCCUCUUAUCGGCCUCACGCAAUUCGUGCAGUAUCUGAUCGUCUCGCGCGUUUCUGGAUUGUCGUACGCGGAGCUCAACUCGAGACUUGCCGGUGCCACGGGCCACUCCCAAGGUCUCGUUACCGCUGUCUGCAUCUCUGCGUCUACCGACGACGCGAGUUAUCUCAAGAACGCGCACCAGGGACUCCGGUGGCUCUUCCACGCUGGUCUCCGAGGCCAGCAGGCCUUCCCCAUCCUCGCACUCGAGCCUAGCGUCGUGGAGGAUUCGAUCGAAGGUGGCGAGGGCUCUCCCACGCCUAUGUUGUCCGUCGUCGGCCUGUUGCUCAAAGACCUCGAGCCACACGUCGCGAAGACGAACAAACAUCUUCCCUCCAACUCUCAGCUUCACAUCUCUCUCCACAACGGCGCGAAGGCUUUCGUCGUCACCGGUCCUCCUCGUGCUCUUUACGGUCUCGUUGCCAGCCUCAGGAAAGUCAAGGCCCCGAAUGGCGUCGAUCAGAGCAAGACGCCCUUCUCACAGCGCAAGCCGGUCUUCUACGUCCGUUUCCUGGCUGUUGGAGUGCCAUACCACAGCGAGUACUUGAAGGAUGCAGUUGAUAAGCUCUGCAAGGAGGAUCUGAAGGACGAGGAGUUGUGGGAUGUGAAGGACUUGAAGAUUCCGGUGUUCCACACCGAAGAUGGCUCUGACCUUCGCGAGCUUUCCACAUCUCUCACCCGCUCCAUUUGCGACCAGAUCUUCACUUCGCCGAUCCACUGGAAGCAGGCUACCGAUUUCCCCGCCACCGCCACUCACGCAAUCGACUUCGGUCCCGGCGGCCUCAGCGGCAUCGGUCCUCUCACCGCUCGUAACCUCGACGGUCGUGGUAUUCGUGUAAUCGUCGUCGGUGAUAGGGGUCGUGGAGAUGCCGAGCUGUUCUCCGUUAGCGGAGUGAAGCGGGAGGAGUCUUGGGUCAAGAAGUGGUCCCCGUCGUUGGUGAAGACUAGCGAUGGAAAGAUUCAUCUCGAUACUCCCUUCACUCGCCUCCUCGGCAAACCCCCUAUUAUGGUCGCCGGCAUGACUCCUACCACCGUCAAGGCCGGUUUCGUUUCCGCUAUCCUCUCCGCCGGCUACCACGUCGAACUCGCCGGUGGUGGCCACUACAACGCCGCUGCUCUUCGUUCCAAGGUCGCCGAGAUCCAAGCGAACAUUCCCGCCGGUGUCGGUCUCACGCUCAACGCCCUCUACAUCAACCCUCGUCAGUUCGGGUUCCAGUGGCCCUUGUGGCAGGAGAUGAGGAAGGAAGGGUUGCCGAUUGAGGGAUUCUGUGUCGCUGCGGGGAUUCCGUCCACUGAGAAGGCGGCGGAGAUCAUCGAGGGGUUGAAGGCGGCGGGGAUUAGGCACAUCGCGUUCAAGCCUGGAUCCGUCGACGGUAUUCGUCAGGUCGUCAACAUCGCCGCUUCUAACCCCGACUUCCCCAUCCUGCUUCAGUGGACUGGUGGACGUGCCGGCGGUCAUCAUUCGUGCGAAGACUUCCAUCAACCUAUUCUUUCGACUUAUCGUUCGAUCCGUGAACGUUCGAACAUCAUCCUCGUCGGUGGGUCUGGGUUUGGUGGUGCGGACGAUUUGUGGCCAUAUCUCACGGGUGACUGGUCCGCCGAGUACGACGUUCAGCCCAUGCCCUUCGACGGGUUCCUUUUCGCGUCCCGCGUCAUGGUCGCGAAGGAGGCCCACACCUCGUCCUCCGUCAAAGACCUCAUCGUCAAGGCUUCCGGCGUCGACGACUCGAAAUGGGAAGGCACGUACGCGAAGGAGACCGGUGGGAUUUUGACUGUGCGUUCGGAGCUCGGCGAGCCGAUCCACAAGAUCGCCACGCGGGCUGUGAAGUUGUGGAAGGAGUUCGACGAUACUGUGUUUAAGUUGCCGAGGGAGAAGAGGGAGGCUUGGUUGAAGGAACGGAGGGCGGAGGUGAUCAAGAAGUUGAAUGCGGAUUUCGCGAAGCCGUGGUUCGGAUGGAAGAAGGACGGGUCUGUCGUCGAUGAUCUCGGCGAUAUGACGUACGAGGAGACCGUUCUGCGCUUGGUUCGUCUCAUGUACGUCGACCACCAGGAGCGCUGGGUCGAUAUCUCCUUGAGGAACCUGACGGGCGAUUGGUUGAGGAGGGUCGAGGAGAGGUUCGCGGGUGUGAAUGGGGGAGGGUUGAAGGCGAGUGUGUUGCAGAGCUUUACGUCGUUGGAUACGCCGGCGCCGUUCGUAAAGGAGUUCUUUGAGAAGUAUCCGUUGGGCAGGGAGCAGCUGUUGGCGGCGGAGGAUAAGGCAUAUUUCUUGACGAUUGCGCAGAGGCCGGGGCAGAAGCCAGUUCCGUUCAUUCCGAUUUUGGACUCGACCUUUGAGGUCUGGUUUAAGAAGGAUUCGCUGUGGCCCGCUGAGGACAUCGACGCUGUCUUCGACCAGGACCCCCAGCGUGUCUGCAUCCUCCAGGGCCCCGUCGCCGUCAAGCACUCGACGGUGAAGGACGAGCCCAUCAAGGACAUGCUCGACAACGUCACCAACAUCCUCGUCGAGAAACUCCUCGAGCGCACGUACGGUGGCGACGCUGCCAACGUCCCGACCGUCGAUUACCUCGGCGCCGUACCUUCUCCUGUCUCUGUUCCUCGUGGCGUUGACGUUGCUGCCGAGGACAACCAGGUCACUUUCUCCACUUCGGCCUCCGUCCCCCCUACCUCCGAAUUCCUCACAUUCCUUGCUGGUUCGAGCCUGAACUGGUGGAGCGCUCUCGUUUCCUCGAUCAACGUUAUUCAGGGAACUUCCUACGUCGACAACCCUAUCCGUCGCCUUUUCGCCCCUCGCCCGAACCAGAAGAUCGUCCUCGAGCUCGCGGACGGUCUUCCCGUCAAGGCUUCCCUCUUCGGUGCUGCUCGUUCCUUUGGCCCGCAGAAGGACGAUCACAAGGCUGUGGAGGUUUCGUUCAACACCGAGUCGAAGGUCAUCGACCUUACCCUGUUCGAGUACCGCCAGGAGUCCUCCAUUCCCCUCCACCUUCAGUUCCAGUAUGUCCCUUCGCAGCCCUUCGCUCCCAUCCACGAAGUCGCCGUCGGUCGCACUACGCGCAUCAAGGACUUCUACUGGCGUCUCUGGUUCGGCGACGACGAGAAGCUCCCCGAGAUCAAUGUUCGGGAUACUUUCACCGGCCCUGAGGUCGAGAUCUCCGCGAAGGACGUUGAAACGUUCUGUGCCGUCGUGGAGAACCAGCAGGAGGCGUUCAAGGCCGUCCGGACUGCCGACGUCAAGGCCCCCAUGGACUUCGCUAUCGUCACCGGCUGGCAGGCGAUCAUGAAGUCUAUCUUCCCGGCCUCCAUCGACGGCGACCUCCUCAAGCUCGUCCAUCUCACUAACGGGUUCAAGGUCGUUCCCGGGGCGAAGACUCUCCAGGCUGGUGAUGUGUGCAAGGCGGAGGCGAAGGUUACGGCGGUGAUUAAUUCGGAUGCGGGCAAGACGGUGAAGGUGUCGGGGUACGUUGUUUGUGAGGAUAAGAGGGUGAUGGAGGUGUCGAGCUCGUUCCUUUAUCGCGGCAAGUUCACGGACUACGAGAACACGUUCGAGACGAUCCAGGAGCCUGAUUAUCUCGUCGAGCUCGCGAACGAUGCGGAUGUUGGUGUUUUGCAAUCGAAGGAGUGGUUCGAGUGGGAUGACGACUCGAAGCCACUUCAGGCGGGGACUGGGUUGGUGUUCAGGUUGAAGUCGGAGGUGACGUACAAGGACAAGGUCAACUACAAGAGUGUCUCGGUCUCGGGCGACGUCUUCGUCCGCGAUCAGCUCAAGAGGCUCGUCAAGGUCGGCUCUGUCGAUUUCGAGAGGGACGACUGCCAGGGCAACCCCGUCGUCGCGUACGUGCAGAGGAACGGCUCGCCUCAGGGUCUUCCUACGCCACUCGCUAAUGGUUACUCGCUCACCUCGGCUGGAUCAACGACGUUCACGACUCCGGCGACGAACGAGCCGUACUCGAAGAUUUCGGGUGAUUUCAAUCCGAUUCACGUUAACCCGUAUUUCUCGGACUAUGCGAACCUGCCGGGGACGAUUACGCAUGGGAUGUGGUCGAGUGCGGCGACGAGGAGAUAUGUCGAGAGUGUGGUUGCGGGUGGAUCGCCUGAGAGGGUUCUUUCGUAUGAUGUCGCUUUCGUCGGGAUGGUCCUCCCCGGUGACGAGCUGUCCGUCAAGAUCAAGCACAUCGCGAUGCGCGACGGCAACAAGGUCGUCAAGGUCGAGACUGUCAACCAGAACGGCGAGAAGGUCAUUGAGGGUACCGCCGAGAUCGCCCAACCCACCACUGUCUACGUCUUCACCGGUCAAGGCUCUCAGGAGCCGGGCAUGGGUAUGGAUCUUUACAACUCCUCUCCCGCUGCUCGUGCUGUCUGGGAAGGCGCCGACCAGCAUCUCCUCGCCGUCUACGGCUUCUCGAUCGUCGAGAUCGUGAAGGACAACCCCAAGGAGAAGACCAUCCACUUCGGUGGUAUCAAGGGCCAGGCGAUCAGGCAGCGUUACAUGGACAUGUCCUACGACACGAUGGACAAGGAGGGGAACAUCAAGACCCUUCCGCUCUUCUCCGACAUUCACGUCAGGACGCCCCAGUACACUUUCCGCCACCCCGGUGGUCUUCUCUACGCCACCCAGUUCGCGCAGAUCGCCCUCGUCGUGACCGAGCGUGCAGCGUUCGAGGACAUGCGCUCCAAGGGCUUCGUCCAGCGCGAUUGCGCCUUUGCGGGCCAUUCGCUCGGUGAAUACUCCGCGCUCGCCUCCAUCGCCGACGUCCUCCCGAUCUCGUCCUUGGUCGAUGUCGUGUUCUACCGUGGUAUUACGAUGCAGCGUGCGGUGGAGCGCGAUUCGCAGAACAGGUCGAAUUAUGCGAUGUGUGCCGUUAACCCGAGCAGGAUCUCGAAGACAUUUAACGAUGCGGCGUUGAGAGAAGUUGUGGAUUCGAUUUCGCAUAGGACGGGAUGUUUGAUUGAGAUCGUGAACUUUAACGUUGAGGGCCAACAAUACGUUUGCGCUGGAGAGCUCGUCGCCCUCCAGGCCUUGACGAACGUUUUGAACUAUUUGAAGAUGGAGAAGGUCGACAUCGCGAAGUUGACCGAACAGUUCUCCGUCGAGAAGGUCAAGGAGAUGUUGGGCGACAUCAUCGACAGCUCUUACGAACGCGCUCAGGAACAGCAGAAACUCGAGGGCCAUAUCAAGCUCGAGCGUGGCUUCGCUACCAUCCCUCUCCCCGGUAUCGACGUACCCUUCCACUCUCGUUACCUCUGGGCUGGCGUCAUGCCGUUCCGCGCUUACCUUUCGAAGAAGAUCAACGCCGCCCACCUCAACCCCGACAUGCUCGAGGGCAAGUACGUCCCGAACUUGGUCGCUCAGCCCUUCGCGGUCACGAAGGACUACGCCCAGCUCAUCUACGACCAGACUUCGUCACCUCGUCUCUCGAAGGUGUUGAAGAACUGGGACGAAGAAGGGUGGGGUGCGUUCGAGCAACGCCAGAAGCUCGCGUACACCAUCCUCGUCGAGCUCCUGGCGUACCAGUUCGCCUCUCCCGUGCGUUGGAUCGAAACUCAAGACCUCCUGUUCACGAAGUACCAGUUCGAGCGCUUGGUCGAAAUCGGUCCUUCCCCGACCCUCACCGGUAUGGCGUCGCGCACCCUCAAGGCCAAGUACGAGGUUCGCGAUGACUCCGUCAACCACGUCCGCACCAUCCUUUGUCACGCGAAGAACCCGAAGGAGAUCUACUACCAGUUCGAGGACGAGCCCGAGGCUGCUGAGGCUGCUCCCGCCGAUUCUGCCCCUGCUGCCCCCUCCGCUUCUUCCGCACCCGCUGCUGCCGCCCCUGCCCCCGUGGCCGCGCCGUCGGGACCUGCUACGAGCAUUGAGGACGUUCCUGUCCGCGCCGUCGACAUCCUCGCCACCAUCGUGGCUCAGAAGCUCAAGAAGAAGGUCGAGGAGAUUCCCCUCUCCAAGUCCAUCAAGGAUCUCGUCGGUGGCAAGUCCACCCUCCAGAACGAGAUUCUCGGCGACCUUCAGCUCGAGUUCUCGUCUGCGCCGGAGAAAGGAGAGGAGCUGCCGCUCGAGGAGUUGGGUUCUGCGCUUGGUCAGGGACACUCCGGUACGCUCGGGAAGUACACCAGCGGUCUCGUCUCCCGUGUCGUCGGUGGCAAGAUGCCUGGUGGAUUCAACCUUUCCGCCAUCAAAAGCUACAUGAACAAGUCCUGGGGCUUGGGGCCCGCUCGCGCCGACGCCGCUCUCCUUCUCGGCGCCACUAUGGAGCCGCCGAAGCGUCUCGGGUCUGAGGCUGAGGGUAAAGCGUGGGUGGAUUCCAUCGUCGCCGUCUACGCCCAACGCGCCGGCAUCUCUCUUUCGUCUGGUGCCGCUGCCGGUGGAGGUGGAGGAGGGGCUGGUGGUGCCGUCAUCAACAGUGAGGAGUUCUUGAAGUUCCAGGCCGAGCAAGAGCAGUUCGCCGCUCAGCACGUCGAGCUGUACAUGCGCUAUCUCAAGCGUGACUCUCGUGCCGGCGAGAUCGCCCACGACAAGGAGAAGGCGAACGUCGCCACUCUCCAGGCCCGCAUCGACAGCAUCACUCGCGAGCACGGCGACUCCUACCUCGACGGUAUUCAGCCCGUCUUCGACGUCCUCAAGGCUCGCCACUUCGACUCUUCGUGGAACUGGGUCCGUCAAGAUGCUCUCAUGAUGUUCUACGACAUCAUCUUCGGCCGCCUUACCACCGUCGACCGCGAAAUCACGGCUCGUUGUAUCGCUAUCAUGAACAGGGUGGAUUCCGCGAUCGUUGAGUACAUGCAGUAUGUUAUCGAGCAGGUCGAUCCCUCGAAAGGCGAGACGUAUCAGUUGGCGAAGACGUUCGGUCAGCAGCUGAUCGACAACUGUCGCGAGGCUGUUGGACAAGCUCCGUUGUACAAGGACGUGACUUUCCCUACCGCCCCUCACACCGAGGUCAGCGCGAAGGGCGACAUCAUCUACUCCGAGGUCGUCCGCGAGAACGUUCGCAAGCUCGAGGCCUACGUCGAGGAGAUGGCGAGUUCCGACAACAUCCCCAGCUCGGUCAACAUCUCCAAGAUCCAGGACGACGUUCUCAAGCUCUGGAACGUCGUCAAGACCCAACCCGAGAUCUCUGACGAGCAGAAGAACCGCAUCAAGGCCCUCUACGAUGGCGUCGUCCGUUCGCUCAAGAAGACUCCUGAACAGCCUCGUCCUCGUCCCGGACAGCCCCGCAGCCGUCGCUCCUCAUCUCAAUUCCUCCGUCCUCAAGUCUCGGGUAUCAGCUCCGUCUCCGCCGACAAGAUCCCUCUCCUCCAUUUGAAGCGCAAGGUCGGCACGCAGUGGGAGUACUCUAGCAAUCUCACCGGUGUCUACCUGGACGUUCUCCACGAAAUCGCGACCUCCGGCACGACGUUCAAGGAUAAGAACGCUCUUCUCACCGGUGUCGGCAAGGGUUCGAUCGGUGUCGAGAUUCUUAAGGGUCUCCUCUCCGGUGGUGCCCACGUCGUCAUCACCACUUCCCGCUACAGCCGCGCCACCGUCGAGUACUACCAGGGGAUCUUCCAGCGCUUCGGCUCUCGUGGCUCCGCCCUCACCGUCGUUCCGUUCAACCAAGGCUCGAAGCAGGAUGUCGAGGCCCUCGUCGACUACAUCUUCGCCACCCUCGGCCUCGAUUUGGACUACAUCCUUCCCUUCGCCGCCGUCCCAGAGAACGGUCGUGAGAUCGACGGUCUCGACGACAAGUCCGAACUCGCCCACCGUAUCAUGUUGGUCAACUUACUUCGUCUUCUCGGCGCCGUCAAGACCAAGAAGGCGAGCCGUCACUUCGUCACCCGCCCGACUCAAGUUAUCCUUCCUUUGUCGCCCAACCACGGUCUCUUCGGUAACGACGGCUUGUACUCCGAGUCCAAGAUUUCUCUCGAGACUCUGUUCAACCGCUGGGCUUCGGAGAGCUGGGGAGAAUACCUCUGUCUCGCUGGUGCUGUGAUUGGGUGGACCCGUGGAACCGGUCUCAUGGACGCCACGAACAUGGUCGCCCAAGAGGUUGAAUCACACGGUGUCCGCACUUUCUCUGCCAAGGAGAUGGCCUUCAACAUUCUCGGCCUCAUGCACCCUCUCCUGUUCAGUAUCACCCAAGUCGAGCCCAUCUGGGCCGAUCUUAGUGGUGGUAUGGAUCGUCUCGCUGACCUCGCGGAGAUCACCACUCGCAUCCGCGUCGGCAUCAACAAGAAGGCCGAACUUCGUCGUGCCAUCACCCGCGACAACUCCGCCGAGUUCAAGGUCAUCAACGGUCUCGAGGCCGAGCGUGUUCUUCAGACCGUCAACGUCACCCCCCGCGCCAACUUCCGUUUCGAGUUCCCCGAGCUCGAGCCCGCUGCCAACCUCGAGAAGCUCUCCAAGCUCCGCGACGUCAUUGACCUCGAAAAGGUCAUUGUCAUCACCGGUUUCGCCGAGGUCGGGCCAUGGGGUAGCUCGCGUACUCGUUGGGAGAUGGAGGCCCGUGGAGAGUUCACGUUGGAGGGUUGUAUCGAGAUGGCUUGGAUGAUGGGCUUCAUCAAGCACUUCGAUGGCCGUUUGAAGGAUGGGUCGCUGCACGUUGGUUGGGUCGACACGAAGUCUGGUGAGCCUGUCGACGACAAGGAUGUCCGUGGGAAGUAUGAGAAGGAGAUUUUGGAGCACGCCGGUGUUCGUAUGAUUGAACCUGAGUUGUUCCGUGGUUAUGACCCGAAGAACAAGAUCUUUAACCAAGAGAUCGAGCUCACGCACGACCUCGAGCCGCUCGAGACCUCCGACGUUGAAGCCGCCAAGUUCAAGAACGAGCACGGCGAUAAAUGCGACAUCUGGGCUGGCGAAGGCAGCCAGUGGUUCGUCAAGUUCAAGAAGGGCGUCCGUAUCUUCGUUCCGAAAUCAUUCACGUUCAACCGUCAAGUCGCAGGACAGCUUCCUACUGGAUGGUACGCUGGUCGCUACGGUAUUCCGGAGGACAUCAUCGCUCGCACCGACCGCAUGUCCCUUUGGGCUCUCGUUUGCGCUGCCGAAGCCCUCAACAGCUCCGGUAUCACCGAUCCGUACGAACUGUACCAGCACAUGCACCCCUCCGAAGUCGGUUCGUCUAUUGGUAGCGGUAUGGGUGGUACGGAGUCGUUGGCGAAGAUGUUCAAGGACCGUCGCGAGGAGAAAGAGGUUCAAAACGAUAUUCUUCAGGAAACCUUCAUCAACACCACUGCUGGUUGGGUCAACCUCCUUCUUCUUUCCUCCAGCGGACCCAUCAAGAUCCCCGUCGGUGCCUGCGCUACCGCCCUCCAGUCUCUCGAAAUCGCCUGCGACACCUUGCUCUCGGGCAAGGCCAAGGUCAUGCUCGCCGGUGGGUUCGACGAUAUCUCUGAGGAGGGUUCGUACGAGUUCGCGAACAUGAAGGCCACCAGCAACACCGAGACUGAGUUGGCGAUGGGUCGUGAGCCGACCGAGAUGUCGAGGCCUACCACGACGACUCGCUCAGGUUUCAUGGAGGCGCAAGGUACCGGCGUGCAUGUCGUCAUGAACGCGAAGACUGCCAUCGAGCUCGGCGCCCCUAUCCGUGGUAUCCUAGCCUUCACCUCCACCUCAACCGACAAGGCUGGUCGUUCUAUUCCUGCGCCCGGUCGUGGUGCGCUCACUAUCGCCCGCGAAGUUUCCACCAAGCACCCGCUUCCCAUCCUCGACAUCAACUACCGUGCUCGCCAGUUGACCUUCCGUCGCAAGCAGAUUUCGGAGUGGCUAUCCCACGAGCAGGCCCAGCUCAAGGAGGAGCUCGAGUACCGCCAGAGUCAAGGUGACGCCGCCGACGAAGAGUACUUCGCUUCCCGUAUCUCCGACCUCGAGAACGAAGCUCGCCACCAGGAGAAGGAGGCUCUCGCCACGUAUGGCAUGCUCGAGAAUGCCGAUCCACGCAUUGCCCCUCUCCGCCGUGCUCUGGCCGUCUGGGGUCUGUCCGCUGACGACAUCGGUGUCUUGUCUAUCCACGGUACCAGUACUAGCGCGAACGAGGCUAACGAGACUCACAUCUGGAACGACGUCUUCAGCACCCUCUCCCGCACGAAGGGCAACGCUGUUCCUGUUAUGGCUCAGAAGAGCUUGCUCGGUCACGCCAAGGGUGGAGCCGCUGCUUGGCAGAUGGCCGGUCUCUUGCAGAGUGUACACUCCGGUAUCGUACCCGGCAACCGGAACAACGACAACGUGGACCCGAAGUUCCAGAAAUACACGUACCUCAUGUUCCCCUCGAAGUCCAUCCAUACCGACGGUAUUCGUGCUGGUGUUAUGUCGUCGUUCGGUUUCGGCCAAGUCGGUGGUACUGCCCUUGUCAUUCACCCGCGUUUCCUUUUGGGCGCUCUCGAGACCUCUGCAUACGAGUCGUACAAGAUCCGCAACAACGCCCGUUACCUCAAGUCGUACAAGGCGAUGACGGAGAUGAUGACCCACAACUCCUUGGUCAAGAUCAAGGAACACCCACCAUACUCCAAGGAACUCGAAGGUCCCGUCUUGCUCAACUCGCUCGCUCGCGCUUCUCUCGACAAGAAGACGAACAGCUACGUGUUCACGGACAAGAUGGAGACACAGCACAAGCCGAACGUCGCGAAUGUCAAGGCCGUCCAGGAGUCUCUCAAGGCUGCUGUCGGAACAAGUGGUGUUGGCGUCGACCAAGAGCUGAUCUCCGCAGUGCCAUCGGGCAACCCGACCUUCGUUGAGCGCAACUUCACCGAGGCCGAGGUCACGUACUGCCGUUCUCAACCAUCGCCUCCAGCAUCGUUCGCCGCUCGUUGGGUCGGGAAGGAAGCCGUCUUCAAGUCGCUCGGUGUUGCCUCGAAGGGCGCCGCGGCCGCGAUGAAGGAUAUCGAGAUUCUUCCCAACGAGGAGGGUGCGCCGACUGUUACUCUUCACGGUGACGCGAAAGCCGCUGCCGAGAGCAAGGGUGUGUCGAAUGUGUUGUUGUCGUUGAGCCACUCGGAUACCAUCGCGAUUGCCUUCGCCCAAGCCUCGUCAUCAUGAACGCUUUGAUUCUAUUUUUUCUUCUCUCUCAUGUCAUUGUCCCGUCGCAUCCUAUCUCAUGGUCCCGCACGUCGUCUGUCUGUCUGUCUCACGUUUCCAUCGAUGCUCUAAUGUCUCGUUUACUCUGCUUCUAUCCAUCGUUUCUCCUCUGUUGUCUCUCCCAUCAUGAUCUGUGUCUCGUCGGCUAUAUAUGUAUGUUAUCUCACGAAUAGUAAAAGGAAUCGGAAUAGAAUUUC